AUGAACUACGUAGGCCAGCUUGCUGAGACCGUUCUUGGCACUGUGAAGGAGCUAUACAAGGGCCUGAAUCCGGCCACCCUGACAGGCUGCAUUGAUGUCAUUGUGGUGAGGCAACCAGAUGGCUCUUUAUUGUGUUCACCUUUUCAUGUACGCUUUGGGAAGCUCCGUGUCCUGCGUUCAACUGAGAAAGUGGUUGACAUAGAAAUCAACGGGGAGCCAGUUGACCUGCAUAUGAAGCUGGGUGAUAAUGGAGAAGCUUUCUUUGUUGAAAAGUCAGAGGAACAAAAGGAGAGCAUCCCCAUCUCCUUGUGCACAUCUCCCAUCCCUUCGGAGAAAAACUCGGAUCCGGCAACCAGGUCUUCUAGGGAGGCUUCCAGCUUGUAUGGAAACGCUGAUGCCUCCUGGUCUGACACAACCCUGCGUAAGAAAAGAAGGCGUAAGAGGAAGGCCAGGAGGAGGGAGUCACAGGCGGACUCCACUUCAGAAGAGCAAGAGGAAACUGAAAGUGAGAUGUCUCUGGAGGAGAAGCGGAAACUGUUGGCUUCCAAUUCAAUGUACUACUCAUUCACUGAUGUUCAAAGUGAAGAAGCUGAGACUUUGCAACCAAAGGAAGCCCAUCCCUUUUCUGAUGGAGAGCUGCCUCCCACGCAGAGCCUUUCUUCAAGUUGUCAGUCAGCCCCCAAAAGUGACUCUGAACUGGAAAUCAAAAAUCCUGAAAUGCCUCUUGGAUCUGAAGCCCACAUGUAUUGGUCCUGGGGGAGACUGCCUGAAGUGAGCAAAUCAGAACGAGCGGAGUCGCUAAAGCCUACCACGAGUACUGCUACUACAGCAGUUGUCACUCCAACUACCAUUCCUGUGAGUGAGACGACACACUUUGUGGCCAUUUCGGAAUGCCAGUUGGGUGCUGUGGACACUGUUAAUGCACCACAUUGCCCAGUCACUCCUUUAAUUAGGCCAACUCCCAUCUUCUCUACUGGAAAUGGCUUUGGAGAUCUCACCUCUUCUGCUCAGGUGGUGGGCAGUGAUCCAGAGGCAACGUGCACCUUCUCAGGAGAGGUACAAAGCCAUGCAAAGCCUGCAGAAAAUGGUGAAAAGAAGAACGUAGGGACGAUUGGACAGAAUCAGGAAAUGGGUUGUGAAGCACCGUCAUCGAGAAAAUCCAGUUUGGAUCAGGACGCACCUUCCCCAACGAAAGCUAGUUUGGGGCAACCAGAACCAAGCGAUAGCUCGGAGCUGAAGCAGGAGACGAGAAGGGGUUAUGUGAAGAGAAGUCCUCACCUGGGACCAACCGAUAUUUACCUGGAGGAUCUCUCAAACCUGGAUGCUGAGCAGGUGGCCCUCUAUUUCCCUAAAAGUGAUGCUGAGCUGAGCAGCCAAGCACAAACCGAUCCUGGCAGCUUCUCUCGAACUCACCUGCAGGGUGGCACAGAUAAUCCGGAGCCUAUGGCAUGUAACCUGAUGCCACACAUCCUUCUGUCUGUCUGUGGGGGUCUUGGAGAUAGUGGUGAAUUAUCUCGUGCAGAGGAGUUUAUGAAACAUGUAGUCUCCUACCAAGAAUUUGCAGAGAAUCCAGCAGUUAUUGAGGAUCCAAACUUGGUAGUACAGAUCCAUAAUAAAUAUUAUAACUGGGCAGUUGCAGCUCCCAUGAUUCUCGCCUUACAAGCUUUCCAAAAGAAUCUUCCCAAGAUGACAAUUUGGAGAGUGUCCAACUCCUUUUUUUGCAAGGUGAUCGUAUAUCUCCUUCUACUGCUUCUGUCCACUUUCAGUCUUCGCUUUCGGGCAGCUCUGAGAUAUCUUCCCAAGAAGAAGGUUCAGAGUACUGUUGACAGACUCAUGAAGGAAAAGAUGCCCAAAAGGGGUGGCCGGUGGUGGUUUUCUUGGAGGAGACGAGAACUUUCCAGUGAGGAGCCAGAAACCAGCACCCAGAAAAUGCAUCCGACUGAGUCCUUUCAGCAGAGAAACAGGGACGAUGCUUCAUCCAGUGACGAUGGGUCUGUAUCUUCAGGCCGAGGGGUCAGACCCGUACCAGAUUGUAUUACGCAAAAGUUUCUUCCAACCUACAAGAAAUCCCUUAGACUGUCUUCAGAUCAAAUUAAGAGUCUGAACCUGAGGGAUGGCCCCAAUGAGGUAGCAUUCAGUGUGACCACACAGUACCAGGGCACAUGUCGUUGUGAAGCCACCAUCUACCUGUGGAACUGGGAUGACAAGGUGGUGAUCUCUGACAUCGAUGGAACCAUCACCAAAUCUGAUGCUCUAGGUCACAUCUUACCACAUUUAGGGAAAUGUAAGAAUGGAUACAAGUUUCUCUACUGUUCAGCCAGAACCAUUGGGAUGGCUCAUAUCACCAAAGGAUACCUGGAGUGUGUCAAAGACGAGGGCUGUGUACUCCCAAAAGGCCCCAUCCUGCUGGCACCUAGCAGCCUCUUCUCAGCUCUUCAUAGGGAAGUGAUUGAGAAGAAGCCAGAGGUGUUCAAAAUUGCCUGCCUAACAGAUAUCCGUAACCUGUUCGGCUCCAACAGGCAGCCAUUCCAUGCUGCCUUUGGGAACAGAACAAAUGAUGUUCAUGCCUACAAGGAAGUGGAUCUGCCAGAAUCGCGUAUAUUUACUGUGAACCCCAAGGGAGAACUAAUCCAAGAGUUUGUGAAGAUCCACAAAUCUACGUAUGAACGGCUGAGUGAAAUAGUAGAUCUCAUCUUUCCACCCAUUGGCGAGGAUGUGAGCUUUUCCAUGGAGUGCCCAGAAUAUAGCCACUUUUCUUACUGGAGAACUUCCUUGCCUGCUGUUGACUUAGAAGAUUUUGAGUGAAGAUUGUGAGCCACUGAAGCAUCAUCCUGAAGGAUAUUUAGCUGUUUGGCCUCUGAUAGAGUGGAUGGGCUGAGUAUAUCUUCUGCACUGUGAUGGACU
Messenger RNA from Gekko japonicus, 2904 nucleotides. RefSeq names its product lipin 3 (gene LPIN3). The coding region runs from base 1 to 2805 and encodes 934 amino acids. NCBI's taxonomy places the organism in Eukaryota, Metazoa, Chordata, Lepidosauria, Squamata, Gekkonidae. The transcript has 20 exons. Gene Ontology annotation, molecular function: phosphatidate phosphatase activity; transcription coactivator activity. Gene Ontology annotation, biological process: positive regulation of transcription by RNA polymerase II; fatty acid catabolic process; triglyceride biosynthetic process. The record is from RefSeq and is a predicted model, not a curated record. Gene Ontology annotation, cellular component: nucleus.